CAUUAUUUUAGUUGAGAGAAGACAGUAAAGUCAUUAUCUCGCAGACAGAGAGACACUAUUGUCUGAAGAAGAAAAAACGACAACGGGCAAUUUCCAUCCUCCGAUCACUUCCUUCGGAAGACAUGCCAACUGGCGAUUGCUUUCACUGCCACAAGCCAGGUCACUGGGCGAACCGUUGCCCUCUCAAAUCCGCAACGAAGAUCACCACCAUCGACCCCGCAGCUUCUCCUCCGGUCAUUCACUGCCACUGCGACCGAGCUUGCCUUGUUUUGACUUCUAAAACUCUGAAAAACCCUAACAGGAGAUUCUACAAGUGCUCAGCAGUCCCAAACUGCGAAUUUUUCAAAUGGUGCGACGAAGUGAGUAUCAAUUCGCAACCUGUCUCCCUCAACCCUCCUUGCCCUUGUGGCUCUGGUCCCUGUAGAAGAGUAACAGUCCCCGAUGGACCAAACGCUAACCGUUCUUCCUUUGUUUGUUGCAUUAAGAAGGGUUUCGGAGCUUGUGGAUUCUCUCAAUGGGAGGAUGAUGCUCAAAUUCAAUCUGAACAAGUAGGACUUGGUGGUCCUCCUUGUACUUCUACAUUGUCUGAUUUUUCGGAGUUUAAAAAUUCACUUCCUAAUAUUGAUUUGAGUUCGGAUGCUAGUGUAAACCAAGAACCUAAAGAUGUGGGUAGUUUUGAGACAGAAGAGAAAGUGCUCUCUUCACUUGCACCGGAACAUAAUGAAAAUCAACUAAAGGAUUUGUGUUAUUAUUACACAACAAAUAGUGAUGAUACGGGGUUUCGUGGUAAAGAGAGUUAUGCACCUGAGGUAGCUGAAGCAACGAGUCUUUCUGAGAACAUCAUCAAUCAAGUUUCUAAUAGACCAACCUGUCAAUCUACUACGUCUAUUGAAACCGAAGCCUCUUGCUCCUCUUUGAUGGACCUCAUUGAGCAAUAUAACUCGGAGAAGCUCUAUUUCGAGAGUGUUUCUAUGAAACAUGUUGAUGUGUUGUCCGCUUUUACGGGUUCGUACAAGAUAUUAGAGUCUCUUCGUGAUACAGCGCAUAAUCUGAGCACACAGCUUACUGAAGUAAAGAAACAAGUGAAGCUUUACGAAGCCAAGACCUCGGAAUUUGCAGCGAGUCUUGAAGAAGUCUGCGGUGAAAUGACGAAAUCGCAGAAUAAAAUGGUGGAGACGGCAAGGAGAGUACUGAAAGAACUGAGUGGAAGGAAAGUUGCUGCUCUGUAGUAGUAGACUACAAGAAGCUGAAAGGUGCAAGGAAGUGAGGAAUGGACCACCUAUAUAUAUCUUCCCCUUGAAUGUUUAUAUAAUAUAUACAUCUAAAUUAGAAAAUAAAAGACUGAAGAUAAGAUGUAUAAUCCUCUAAUGGAUGUUCUAUAAACUAAGCAUUUUAGAACUUGUAAAAGCUGGAAUCACUGGAAAACAGAGGAAGGUUCAUCUCUC
Molecule: messenger RNA, 1445 nt
Organism: Raphanus sativus (radish)
Lineage: Eukaryota; Viridiplantae; Streptophyta; Magnoliopsida; Brassicales; Brassicaceae
Exons: 4
Coding region: 123-1229 (368 amino acids)
Molecular function (GO): zinc ion binding; nucleic acid binding
Source: RefSeq, a predicted model, not a curated record